GAAACAUAUCCCCAACCAUCUAUAUAAAUCCCUGCAAAACCCCCUUCUUCUCUCUCCUCAAAUCCACACUUUCCCCUUUCCCUCCAACAGAUUUUACCCUUUACCCCCCUCAACUUUCAUGAUGGAUCAAACACAAACCAAACGCCACCGUGAACACUCCGGUGCCGACGCCGGAGACCCACAAACAACAAAACGCCAAAAAACAUCUUACGAUAAUGAACAACAAGAAACCGACCAAGAUUUACAGGAUUUCUUCAUAAGUCUUUAUUAUUCCGACCCGUUUCUUGAAAUCAACCCACAACCCGGGUCCGAACCGAAUAAUGACCCGAACCAAAAUACUAAACAGGAUUUAAAAGAAGAUAAUGAUGAGAAAGAAAGUGUUAUUAGACACCUUCUUGAAGCUUCUGAUGAUGAGUUGGGUAUUCCGGCGGUGGAUGGUGGCGGUGGUGACGGCGGUGACGGCGGUGACAUCAAUGGAGUGAAUUAUUUGUUGGAUUUAUGUGAUGGGUUGUGGGAGCUUGAAGAUGAAGCUGCUAAUUAUCAUACGUUGUUGCAAUCUGAACUAUUUAUGUGAUAGUUUUUUUAAAUGGGAGUUAGAAGUGACAAAAGCAGUAACUUGUGGGGGGUGUGAUGGAAAAUCGAGUAAGGUGCGAAAAAUUGGAUAUAAGUUUUGGAAAUUUCAUUUUGGACCCUUGAUCUCUAUAGAAUUAUGAGAUGUUCCUCAAAUUUUUUUAGAUUAUUUAAAGCUUAGAAAGAAAAAAUUGUGUAUGAGUAGUUAUAAAAAUUUUGAUUUGUUUCUGUUAGUUUUUUACUCCAAAUCUAUUCUUUACUAAUAGAAAAAAAAAAAAAAGAAUCGAUCCAUGUGGACCA
This is a messenger RNA of Erigeron canadensis, 870 nucleotides long. RefSeq lists its product as uncharacterized. Bases 119 to 574 code for a protein of 151 amino acids. Lineage: Eukaryota; Viridiplantae; Streptophyta; Magnoliopsida; Asterales; Asteraceae. The record is from RefSeq and is a predicted model, not a curated record. The transcript has a single exon.